GUUUAUGUGUGAGUUGAUGGGUUUCAUAUAGGUUAAACAUGUUUCCCAAUCUCAUGCUUUAAGAAAUAGUUCACUGUACAGAAGGUAGACCCAUAUUGGUCUGCAUUUGUUAUUAUUUGUAGGAUGCAGUGGGAUGAUGUUCCCAAAGUCAAUAGUAUCAUGCCACACGCCGCAAGAACAACCAAGCUUUCCACCAUCACAUCUAUCGAUGAGUUGGAAGAAGAUAUUGACAAACUCUCUGACGUAAAUAAAAAUGACGAAACAUUUAUAACAGCAAUAGAAGCACCGAAUAAAAACCACAAAAUCCAACCCGUGACAGCUGCAUUAUCAAAAACAUAUACAUGCACGUCAUUAACACUGCCUGCAAUAGACAUGAAAAGUCAUCAUUUACAGCAGCGAAACGCAGAAAUUGAUGACAUCAUUAAUUCUGCUGAUAUGGAAAGCAACGUUGAUAUUACUGAAGUGAAGCCGAAUUAUGAUGAGACGGGUAAAAGAACCUAUGAACGUGCUUGUAGGAAGAUAGGUGUCAGCACUAUAUCAAAUUUUCUGAGGAGUCUAGAGCGAGGAUCUGCCCUUGACCUUCAAUUUUAUGGUUUAGAAUGUAAAAGCACCUUGGCAAUAUCCAUGGCACUAGUGAUUAAUUCAACAAUAACGACAGUCAAUCUACAGGGAAAUACUUUAAACACCAGGAGUUUGGGAUAUCUGGAGAAAAUGUUGGAAGAAAAUAUUACAAUUACAAAUUUGAAUUUAAGUGAAAAUGACCUCCGUACGCCAGGAAUGAGAGUCAUCGCCAGAAUUAUAGAAAACAACAAGACCUUGAAAUAUCUGAACAUAUCAAAUAAUAAUUUCUAUGAUACUGAUGGUAUAGUAUUAGCCAAAGCCAUUGAGGAACAUUCAGAACUGUUGGGCAUCAACAUUAGUCAAAACAGUUUUGGUGACAUUUGUGCUGGAGCGUUUAAAUCAAUGCUCGCCGAGAACAGCUGCUUACAGGAAAUAGAUCUAAGUUGGAAUAAUUUUUUACGAGGGGGCGCCACCUGUUUAGCCGAAGGCAUGGCGGAAAAUGUUUGUAUCAGAGAUUUCAAUGCGUCGUGGAAUGGUUUUGAAGAUGAUGGUGCUGCUGCCAUGGCUAAAGCUCUUGAGACUAACACGGUGUUAAAAACUCUAGAUUUAUCUUGUAAUCGAAUUGGUCCUGAUGGAUUUUUAACUUUAAUAGGAGCUUUUAAACACAAUGACUCAUUAGAUACAUUAAAGGUUGGUAAAAACAAUGUUCCAGACCAAGCAGCAGAAUCAGCAAUAAUGUUUUUCCUCGAAUUAAAUUUAAUACGUCUAAGGACUCUAGAUCUUUCAGAUGUUAUAUUUCGUAGUGCUUUCAACAACAAAAUAAACGAGCUUCACGAAAUCCAUAAAGAUAUCACAAUCAUCCACGGUUACACAGAUUCUUACGGUAAAAGACGAAUGGUAUCUUACGACGCCGUAGUGGAAGCCAUUAAUGUGAUCAAUCUAUUCCUAGCCAAACAGAAAAUUCGUAUCGUCGAGUUAUUUAAAAGAUUUGAUUUAGACGGAAGUAUGAGUGUUAGUUAUGAAGAAUUUCAACAAGGUUUAAAAGAGGCUGGUAUUUAUCUCUCAGCGACACAACUUGAUCUAUUAAUACGUCAUUUAGACAAAGAUGGCGAUGGUGAAAUAGAUUUCAGCGAAUUAGUAGCGCUAACUGAAAAUUAACGCUGCAAAGAAGAUUUCACCAACUGCGAAAUUUAUGUUAAUAAUCACACUUGGAUAACUCAAGUUGAAAUACAAGAUCACUUCUACUGGAAGAAUCGCAGAAUAUUCCGUCCAAGACGCCAGUAAAUCAACACAAUUAUAAAACACAAUACAUAUGGAAACAUAAUAUGUCAAUUUGUUUCUCACUUGCGUAAGGGAUUUAGUAGAAUGGAUAAAUCAUCUUAUUACCAAGGAAUAGAUAAUUAAUUAUUUUAGGAGAGAGAGAGAGAGAGAGAGAGAGAGAGAGAGCGUUUGUUUAGUUUAUGUAUUGUGUUUGUUUGUUAAGCUUCAUGAGUGCUAUUAAUAGGUUAUCUAUUGGUGUAUAAAUGCUAAUCAUAGAAUCCUAUAUAAACUAGUUUGGUAUUUGAAAUAGUCUAAUUAUUUAUUUAUAUUAGUUGAAAUGAAUGUAUAAAUUUAUUUAUAAUAUUUUUUGGGUAUAUGCACCUUGUAUUAAAUGUAAUUGUUAACCGUUUUGCUAUUGUCCAAUGUAUUCUAUUCAUACUCUUAUAAUCAUUUACAUAUGGAUAGCAUUUUAAUAUUUGAAAUAACUUAAUUAUUUAUUUAUCUAGUUCUUGAAAUGUAUGUAGGAAUUUAAAAGAAAUUAUUAACAGUUUUUCUAUUAUCAACUGUAUUUUAUCCAUAAUAGAAUACCGUAAUGUAGGGAUUGCCUUUAAGAUAUCUGGAUUAUUGAUGACGUGUAAUCUAAUAUGGAAUGAUGUACUAUCUGUCAAAAUAAAACACGA
Patella vulgata (common limpet) is the source of this 2501-nucleotide messenger RNA. RefSeq names its product leucine-rich repeat-containing protein 74A. Gene Ontology annotation, molecular function: protein binding; calcium ion binding. Bases 124 to 1719 code for a protein of 531 amino acids. The record is from RefSeq and is a predicted model, not a curated record. The transcript has 13 exons. Lineage: Eukaryota; Metazoa; Mollusca; Gastropoda; Patellidae.